Molecule: messenger RNA, 1995 nt
Organism: Clunio marinus
Lineage: Eukaryota; Metazoa; Arthropoda; Insecta; Diptera; Chironomidae
Source: the annotation of a GenBank genome assembly
AGUUUUGUUUACAAAUAUGUAAAAGAAAGAAUUAUUGGUUUCAAUCUAAUUAUGAAAAAUGUCAUUAAUAAGCGAUUUGUGUCGUCUUUGCUUAAUAAACUGCUCUUCUCUAGGAAUUCCAGUUUAUUCUAAUGUCAUCAGAAGGGAUAAAAUACGAGACUGCUUAUCAAUUAUCAUUGAAGAUGAUCCCAGAUUCCCAUUGAUUAUCUGUAAUGAAUGUGAUGUUAAGCUUAAUUGUUUUAAUCAGUUUCGAAUUGAUUCCAUAAGAGCUCAACACGAAUUUGCCAAUAUUGUAAAGUCACUUCAUGGAAUUGUUCAUUAUGAUCAAAAUAAUCAAAGUGGAUAUUAUACUCCUGAACUGGAGCCAAUAAAAUCAAUAGAAAACAUGUAUAAUAAUCCUGAUGGCCUCUAUACUACAUCUUCAGCACCACCCACAAUUGUACAGAAUUCUCAAGAUUAUGACAUUCAAUUUCGAUAUGAUUUGCAUUUGGCUCUUGAUGAUGAGAAUACAGAAAGUCACGUUGAAUCUCAUUCUUUAGGCAACAUUCCGCCUAAUGAAAAUAUGUUUGAAAUUGUACAACAACCUCACAUAAGUCCCUUAUCACCAGCAACACCAAGUAUGGUUCAACAAACCUCAUCACAAGGAAUUAAAAUUGAAAGUUCAUGUCCUGAACAAAUAAUUGAGUUGUCAAGCAAAUCACCAGCAGUCAACACUGACAACUGUUAUAUUGAGAACCUUGGAGUGGAACAGCAGAGCAAUGUGGGAUUUGACAUUGAUACAAAUCAUGAUGACGAUAGCUUCACUUACGAUGACUUCGAUGACACUUGUCAAUCCAUGCCAAGCGACAGAAAUAACGUCGAUAAUGUCAUUGAUAGAAAAAUUGAAGAAUUCAUUCAAAAUAAGACAGUCAAUCGAGUGAAUCCAAAGAUCUGCACAGUUUGCAAUAAACUCUUCAGAACGAAUUACAAAUUACGAAUGCACAUGGAAACUCACUCUGAAAAUAAUGCAAAAUAUGUUUGUGAAGUACAAAGUUGUUGUCGAUCAUUUAAAUCAAAAAUUGGACUUCAAGAACAUUCAGCAGUUCAUACUGGAAUUUACAAUUUUACUUGUGAAGUGUGUUCAAAGAAAUUUGUCAUUAGAAGUUAUUUUAAAGCACAUCAGCGAGUUCAUUUCAAAGAAAAACAGAAAAGCUUUCCUUGUUCUCAUUGUCCGAAAAUUCUCAACAGUAAACAGAAUCUCAUUGACCAUGAGAAUCAUCACUUAGGGCUGAAAUUAUACAAAUGUGAGAUAUGCUUGAAGUCAAUCUCUACGAAGACUCAUCUCGAUGUUCACAUGAAAAGUCACAACUCAUGUGAAAGUUUUCUUUGCACAACAUGUAACAAACAUUUCAAGACCAAAAAUUACUUGAAAAUUCAUCUGAAGACUCAUGAUGAAAGCCUCAAGAAUUAUUGCUGUGGAUUCUGUGGAAAAAAGUUCAUUCAAAUGUCGGAUUUAAAGAUUCAUAUUAAAACCCACACGGGAGAACGAAGUUUUAUUUGCGAGACAUGCGGGAGAGCUUUCGCAAGAAAAGAUUCACUCAGUCUCCACACAAAGACACACACACAAGAAAAACAAUUUUCUUGUCAUUGUGGCCUCAAAUUCAUCAGAAAACAUCCCCUGACUAACCAUAUCAAAAAAUGUGAUCAAUUGUAUCGAAUUAGUAAUGAAACUAUGGACUUGUAAAGUAUUUAAUCAAUUAGUGGCUUUGGAUUUGUUAUCUGAUUCUGUCAUUGAUGAUAAUUUGUAAUAGAUAAAAGUCUCGAUUGUCAUGAUGAAUUUAUUUUUAUUUUAUCACUUUAAUUGUUUAAAAAUACAAUCGCUAACCUUAUGAACAACUGUUGUGUUAUAUUUUGAAGUGCUUGCUAUUUUUGUUCUCUCAAUGAUGUUUCCAAGUGUGAUAACUAAGUGCCAUCAUAAAUAAAUUUGAAGUAGAUUUUUAAAGGGGAAAAUGUUUG